GACUGCAUCACAUGGGACGAGGUCCCGACUCUACAAGCCUUGUCUGCUCUUCAAGUGUGCAGAAGCUUUGAAAAUAAAGAAGAGCUGCUUAGCUAUUUUGAGGAGUCAGGGCCUUGCGCGUUGAUACCGAUCUUCAAGAGUGUGUGGGAUGAGAUAGGAACCAUCUCUUUGAGUCUUUCAAAAUUUAAUUUCUACGAUUUCACCCCGUCGGAGCCGUGGCAAUCCGUACCCGACCCCUAUGGUAUUCAGGCCUGGAUCACAAGAGACGAGGUACCGAGUUUACAAGCCCUGUCAGCUCUUCAAGUGUGCAGACGCUUUGAAAAUAAAGAAGAGCUGCUUAUCUAUUUUGAAGAGUCAUGGCCUUGCGGGUUGAUACCGAUCCUCAAGUGUGUGUGGGAAGAGACAGCUCUGUCGAACACCUGCGGGAAGCUCUUCUGUAGCCUUCUGGCCAACCGUCUCUCUGGGUGGGCCUCCGCCAAUGGGCUCCUAUCAGGGGCCCAGAAGGGUUUCACUCCUGCGGAGGGCUGCCUGGAGCACAAUUUUCUGCUGCAGGAGCUCCUGGAUGAGGCACGUAGGCGUGGAGGGGAGCUGUGCGUUGCUUGGCUAGACCUAGCCAACGCUUUUGGGAGUGUGCCCCACUCCUCUCUCUUCUCUACCCUGCGCUCUGCCGGUCUGACCGCCGAUCAACUGCGGCUCAUCCAGGACCUGUAUCAGGGCAGUGCCACUUCCGUCCGGCACAAUGGCGGUAUGACGGCCGAGAUUCCCUUUGGUGCGGGUGUGAGACAGGGCUGUCCGUUGUCCCCCCUUCUUUUUAACCUCAUGAUGGAGACGCUGAUCCGGCCCCUCGUCGCUAUGGAGGGCAUCCAUGGGGCCGACCUACAUGGCUCGCGAAUCAGUGUCCUGGCGUACGCGGAUGACUUGGCCUUGGUUGCAAAGUCGGAAGCGUCGCUCAGGGCGCUGCUUGAGGCCGUCGUUCCGGCGGCCUCGUGGGUCGGCCUCAGGUUUAAGCCUGAAAAGUGUGCCACACUCCAUGUGGCACGGCGUGAGGUGAGGCCGACGGCGUUUACCAUCUACGGCUCCCCGCUUAGGGUUCUGGGCGAAGGCGAGCCUUAUCACCACCUUGGUGUGCCCACUGGCAUGAGAGUCGAUCAGACUCCAGUGGACACCAUUUCACGGCUCGAAGGUGAGGCUGCCGCCAUCUUUGGGAGUCUGCUUGCGCCCUGGCAAAAGCUCCACGCCCUGCGCACGUUCCUGAUCCCGCAAUUGAUCUUCAACCUUAACACCGCGAGGAUCAGGAAGACGUGUUUGCGUGGGCUGGACAACAUUGUCAAAGCGGGCUGUAAGCGGACUUUGAACCUCCCUGCUAGAGCGAGUGCUGAGCUGGUCGCACUCCCACCCUCCUGGGGGGGAGCUGGCCUUCUGCCAUUGGCCGACCUCUCAGACCUCGCUGCUGUUGCCCACGCCUUCCGCCUAUUGACCUGCCCAGACCCCAAGGUCGCACACCUAGCUCUUGAAGGACGGCUAGCUCUUGAAGGUCUCGCUGUGUCGGCCGGUCAGCGGUCUGCUGCUAGAGCAGACCGAGAGCUCCUUGUGGCCUAUUUGAAUGGGGACUUCGCUGGCAACUCCAACGUAGAGACCACCUUUUCUCUGGCCCGGGCUGCCCGGAAUCGCCUCUCCAAGCAGCUCCCCGACCUUCGUUGGGGAUGGUGCGGGGAGAGGGAUUCAUUCCAGCUGACUGUCCCGGGUGAAAGAUCCACCUCCAUUGUGGACAGGGGCUCCCGGUCCAGAGUGUCAUCCUGCCUGCGGUCGGCUAUGCAGUUAUUUUAUCGUUCUGCAUUGUCUGCUAAGCCUGACCAAGGUAGGGUGAUGAGAGUUGCCACUGCGUGCCCCACCUCAAAUCACUUCCUGUACGAAGGUCGCCACACGAGGUUCGCUGACUGGCGAUUCAUCCAUAGGGCGCGCCUCAACGUUCUCCCCUUGAAUGGAUGCAGGCGCUGGGGUGCUGGGGACCGGCGCUGCCGCCGAUGUGGUCGUCAUGACGAGACCACGGCCCAUGUGCUUUGUCACUGUUUACCGUCCAUGGCCGUGGUCACGAAACGUCAUGACGCCGUCCUUGGCCUCCUUGCGGCAUCCAUCCGACCAUCGCCGGGAGUUGAGGUGCGCCAGAACCAGCGGGUACCUCUCGACCACCUGUUGCCUGAGCGUAACGUCCCAGACAACUUGGCUCGCCUCCGGCCUGAUUUGGUGGUCAUCGACCGUGACCGGAAAACAAUUAAACUGGUCGAUGUCACCAUGCCGUAUGAGGACGGAUGGCAGUCUAUUGUCGAGGCACGGGAGAGGAAGUAUGCCAAAUACGACCCCCUCGCCCAGACUCUCCGAGCCGGCGGCUACCGUGGACGCCUUUGUAGUCGGCUCUCUGGGCGCGUGGGACAAUGCCAAUUGGGGGACCCUGGCUCGACUAGGUGUCUCCCGGCAAUAUGGCGUGGCUCUCUCCCGCAAAUGUGUCUCCACUGCCAUCCGCUGGAGCAGGGACUUAUACGUACAGCACGUGACGGGUGUGCGACAAUAUAG
Homalodisca vitripennis (glassy-winged sharpshooter) is the source of this 2571-nucleotide messenger RNA. RefSeq lists its product as uncharacterized. Lineage: Eukaryota; Metazoa; Arthropoda; Insecta; Hemiptera; Cicadellidae. The transcript is spliced from 4 exons. The record is from RefSeq and is a predicted model, not a curated record. The annotation marks the transcript as partial.